Cryptococcus deneoformans JEC21 is the source of this 1653-nucleotide messenger RNA. Its product is annotated as expressed protein. The coding region runs from base 32 to 1588 and encodes 518 amino acids. Gene Ontology annotation, biological process: late endosome to vacuole transport via multivesicular body sorting pathway; vesicle budding from membrane. The record is from RefSeq and is a predicted model, not a curated record. NCBI's taxonomy places the organism in Eukaryota, Fungi, Basidiomycota, Tremellomycetes, Tremellales, Cryptococcaceae. Gene Ontology annotation, cellular component: ESCRT III complex; multivesicular body. The transcript is spliced from 6 exons.
CUCCGCGUUUCAUCUCCGUCAGAACAGCACCAUGAAUGACCAGACUCUCCCUCCCUUUCUUAGGGUCAAUCCUUCACCAGUACCUCCCCCUUCCCAUGCCCGUUUACAAGCUCUCUACGCAUCAACAUCCGCACAGCGAACGGCCAAUCCCACCGGUUACGCCGCCAACGCGCAAUGGUGGGCAGGUGUGCUUGAAGAGACACUUAGGACUGGCUGGCUGAACGGUGAAGGGGGGGAUAGAUUAGUGCUCAAAGUUGACAACGGGGUUCUGGGGAGACUGGAAGAUGAGAAAGGAUCUAGACCCAGAGGACUAGGUGGUGUAGUCGAAACGCUUGCAACGACCACUCCACCAACAUUACAUGCUCUAACUCAUUUCAUGACGUCUGCGACUCCCCUCCAUGUUCCGGCAUCACUUACAUCUCGCUUCGUUGGACGACCGCUGUGGUGGGCAUUUUCCCAGUUGAACCCGUUUGGUGGCAGUGAAAAGGUGGUGAAAGAAGAAGCGCUCUGGGCCAAGUACGGACAAGGCAAGGAAUAUGUCCAUAUGCCACUUCUUGAACAAUCGGCAGCGGCUUUCACCGCUCACAUGCUCAAGAGCCCAAUCUUGUCAUACACCUCCUCCCUUUACGAUUUGGAUACUUUCUUGGCCGAGUAUGGAGAAGCGUGCUUCCCCACCGGACCUACUGCGAAGGAGCUUCCGAAAGGAAAGCAUGGGCUAAGCAAGCGGGAUGCUGAAGUUUUAGUCAAAUGGUUGUCAAGAGACUGUCAGUUGGUCGUUACGGAUGGAUCGGUUAUCAAGGUCCUCGACGCCGAUCAGAUAGCAGAAAACCAUCCUAUCUCUGAAGCAGACCGUGGUGCGGUUUCUGUUCUUAAUGCAUUGCGCAGAGUCGAGAAGCAGAUUGUAGGCAUUGAGGAGCAGAUUUCCCAAUCCCAUGAAAAAGCCAAGAAAUACCUCGCGUCUAAGCAAAAAAAUAUUGCAUUGUCUUAUCUGAGAUCCAAAAAACAUCUUGAAGACCUCUUGGCUAAACGCGUGGCAUCCUCUGAACAACUUCGUGCUGUAAUUCGUAGCAUUGACCAGGCCAAGGGUGAUGUCGAGAUCAUGGCGGCAUACGAGACUUCUACUUCUACUCUUACUCAAGUCCUUGCUCAUCCCUUGUUGUCUCCCGAGCGAAUUGCUGCAACCACCGAUGCCCUCGCAGAAGCUAUGGCUGACCAAGAAGAGAUUGAUCAGGCUGUCAGGAUCGGCGGGGAAGUCGCUAUGGGUGGCAAGCGAGUGGAAAUUGAUGAAGACGAGCUGGCAAAGGAGCUCGAGGCGUUGGUGGAAGAGGAGAAGGAGGCAGAGCAGGAGAAGACAGAAAAGAAGACUCCUGUCGAGGCCGAGAAAAAGCCCGAUAUGACGACAGAGCUUCCCAGAACUCCGCUUAGCGCUCCAGCUUCUGGGAAGGAGGAGAAGGAAGAAGGACCAGUUGCAGACGAGGAACGUCUUUGGCAACAGAGAUACGAGGAGGCUCAAGCGCGAAAGCAAGCCGAGAAGGAACGAUUUGAGACUGAGCGUUUGAGGAAAGAGGAGAAAAUCGUCGCGGAGUAGGCCUAUUACCGUAUAAUAAUACACAUCGUUUAGCGUUUCCUAUGAUAGAUCUCCGCGUGUUGUAC